This is a messenger RNA of Prunus mume (Japanese apricot), 2101 nucleotides long. RefSeq names its product cyclase associated protein 1 (gene CAP1). Lineage: Eukaryota; Viridiplantae; Streptophyta; Magnoliopsida; Rosales; Rosaceae. Gene Ontology annotation, molecular function: actin binding; adenylate cyclase binding. The record is from RefSeq and is a predicted model, not a curated record. Gene Ontology annotation, biological process: actin filament organization; cytoskeleton organization. Gene Ontology annotation, cellular component: cytoplasm.
UUAACACCCGCCAAAUCAAAAUUCCCCUUUCACCUUUCGGUGUGAAAAAAAAAAUUCCCAAAUAUUAAAAAGAAAAAAAAAGAAAAAGCGAAGGAAGUCAUUUCUCUACUAAUUAACGGCCACACCAAAUCCACCAGAUCUAAUCUAACCGUAGAGAGAGAGAGAGAGAGACAAAGACAGAGAAGACACAUAGUUUGAGCUUGCGGCUAUGGAGGAGAAGCUUAUACAGAGGCUGGAAUCGGCUGUGGCGCGCCUAGAGUCGCUAUCGCUGUCAGGCGGUGCGGCGGCGAGUGGCGACGACGGGCCGCUGGACCCGUCGAUUUUGGCCUAUGAGGAUCUGAUUCGGCAGUAUCUGGGUAGGGUUUCGGCCGCGGCCGAGAAGAUUGGGGGACUGGUCUUGGACGUCACCAAGGUUCUCCAGCAGGCUUUUGCUGUUCAGAAGGACCUGCUGAUUCAAGUGAAGCAAACAAAGAAACCUGACAAUGCAGGGUUGGCUGAAUUUCUGAAGCCUCUGAAUGAGGUUAUCACAAAGGCAAAUGCACUUACCGAAGGGAGGCGGUCUGAUUUUUUCAACCACUUGAAGAGUGCUGUUGACAGUCUCUCAGCUUUGGCUUGGAUUGCCUAUACAGGGAAAGAAUGUGGUAUGAGCAUGCCUAUUGCACAUGUCGAAGAAAGUUGGCAGAUGGCUGAAUUUUACAACAACAAGAUUCUUGUCGAGUAUAAAACCAAAGACCCAAAUCAUUUAGAGUGGGCCAAAGCUCUCAAGGAACUAUAUUUGCCUGGUUUAAGAGAUUAUGUUAAGAGUUUCUAUCCAUUGGGUCCAGUUUGGAGUUCAACUGGCAAAGCUGUCAGUGCUGCUCCAUCAAAACCAAAAGCUCCUGCACCAGGUGCCCCUGCUCCUCCACCUCCUCCAUCAGCAUCACUUUUCAGUUCCGAAACUUCUCAGGCUUCAUCAUCACGCCCUAAAGAAGGGAUGGCAGCUGUUUUCCAAGAGAUUAAUUCCGGCAAGCCUGUGACUACAGGUCUGAGAAAGGUAACAGAUGAUAUGAAGACAAAGAAUCGGGUCGACAGAACUGGCAUCGUUGGUACCCAGGAGAAAGAAAGUCGUACCAGUUCACCUUCUUUUUCUAAAGCAGGACCACCAAAGCUUGAGCUCCAAAUGGGUCGCAAGUGGGCUGUUGAGAAUCAGAUUGGAAAGAAAGAUUUGGUUAUUAGUGACUGUGAUUCGAAACAGUCUGUUUAUAUUUUUGGAUGCAAAGACUCUGUUGUGCAAAUUCAAGGGAAAGUAAACAACAUUACAAUUGACAAAUGCACGAAGAUGGGAAUCUUAUUUACGGAUGUUGUGGCUGCUUGUGAGAUCGUAAAUUGCAACCGUGUUGAGGUGCAAUGCCAGGGCUCGGCUCCUACAGUUUCAGUGGACAACACAGCUGGCUGCCAAUUUUACUUAAGCAAAGAUGCUCUGGGGGCAUCUGUAACUACUGCUAAGUCAAGUGAGGUCAAUAUAUUAGUACCUGCUUCUGGACCUGAUGGUGAUUGGGCAGAGCAUGCUUUGCCAGAACAGUUUAUUCAUGUGUUUAAGGAUGGUCGGUUUGAAACUACCCCCGUCUCUCACUCAGCAGGAGGGUAAUUUGGACUCUUUCGGUUGCUGAUUAAGUGCUUGCGUAUCUUUUAUUUUAAUCAUUUAUUUGGAUGGGUUGAGGGGUGGCUUCUUUCUAUUUUCUCCUUUAUUACUCUUGCUUUCAGUAUAUAAGGGUGACACAUUCACAGCCUUGCUGGUUAAGCUCUUAUCAGUCUCACUGGUUUUUUGUUGGCGUAUCAAACCAGGGGAUUCUUUUGCAUGUCUCGUAAACAACGAGUCUUUUGCAUGAUUUUUCGAAAGUUUGUUUCUAGAUGAGUGUUGUAGCGAAGUUUUUGCAUCUGCGAGUGAGCGGGAGUGAGCAUUUGUGCGCUUGUAAUGUCAAAAUUUGUUCUUGAUUAUAUGCUUGUAGUCAUCUUCUACAUUAUCUUGACAUAGAAGUGAUGUGUUAAAGAUGGAACAUUUUUUGGCUCGGAAUUUGUUAUUUUACUGAAGGGGGUUAAAUUUGUGGUUGGACUGUAAAAA